GUCCUCUGUUUCCUCUUUGCUGUCUCCAGUCGAGCAUCACCUUGACCAUGAAAACAAGUGCUGUUUUCCUGCUCCUCUUCCUAGCAAUUGGCUUCACCCAAGGCAAUACUGAGCCUGACGGAACUGCUGGCCAAGGAACAGAGGCAGCAUGUGGCAAUUACGACAUAGGGAAAGGUUGCACAAAGAACUUUGACCCCAUCUGUGGCACAGAUGAUGUCCUGUAUGGCAAUGAGUGCUUGCUGUGCGUUCAGAACAUGCAAAGACACACUAACGUGCGCAUAAAGAACAGGGGAAAGUGCCAAGAGCCCUCUCCACGCUCCAGAACUGCUUGAAAUUAAAGGCACAGCUGUGAUAGAGAAGAUGGCAUGAAGGUAUUCCUCACCUCUACAAACUCCAAAUAAACUGGAAGCAUGACAACUGCUCACUCUGGGAUUUCUCUUACACACAACACACCCUUUUCCCCAGCACUUAAAAAUACCUUCCUGAAAAACGUGGGGAACUUUGGUAACACCCACACAGAGUACUGAUGGAGCCCCAAGGAGAAAGUCCAGGUCAUUCCUAAGAACAAGGAGUCUCCCUAUAGCAUAAAGAAUCCCAUUUUCCUAAACUUCCCAUAGGGGAUAUUUUAAGCAUCCUCAUAACUUUGAGUGACGUUUGCUAAAAGCAAGGCAUCAAAGCCCUCACUCCAGGGCUCUGCCAGGACAAGAGGACCAACAGGUCCCCUCGGUGGUGGCAGAUCUGCCUUCUCCAUGCAGCUCAAUGGAGCACUGGCCCUGAGGGCCACGGCCACUCGGUG
Molecule: messenger RNA, 796 nt
Organism: Lagopus muta (rock ptarmigan)
Lineage: Eukaryota; Metazoa; Chordata; Aves; Galliformes; Phasianidae
Product: pancreatic secretory trypsin inhibitor-like
Exons: 4
Coding region: 48-332 (94 amino acids)
Molecular function (GO): protein binding
Source: RefSeq, a predicted model, not a curated record